ACGUGAGCGCGGGUACGGAAGUGGUGCAGCAGGCAACGCUGUUGGUUGGCCCAGGCCUUGGGUCCCUGGGGCGGGGUCAGGCCUGCCGACCCGCCUGGUGGAGCCGGGGGAGGAGGCACCGGCGGGGGCCGGCACAGGAGUCAGGGAUUCGGUCUGCGGUCCCCCAGAGUGCUGGACCAGCGGCGGUCCCCAGUCCCCCGGCCUGCGCCCGCGCCCACUGCACUGGAUCUCCCGGGGCCGAAGCUCCGGUGGCUGCGGGAGGUGGGUGGAGGGAGGAUCGGAGGGCGCGGGCGCCCUGUGCACUGUACGGGCGAGAGGCGGCCGGGGGCCGGGACGCCAUGUCCAUGGAGGACCCCUUCUUUGUGGUGAAAGGAGAGGUGCAGAAGGCUGUCAACACUGCCCAGGGGCUGUUUCAGAGAUGGACAGAGCUCCUCCAGGACCCCUCCGCGGCCACCAGGGAGGAAAUCGACUGGACCACCACGAGCUGAGAAACAACCUGCGGAGCAUCGAGUGGGACCUCGAAGACCUGGACGAAACCAUCAGCUCGUGGAAGCAAAUCCUAGGAAUUCAAUCUCGAUGCAACUGAGUUGAGCAUAAGAAAAUCCUUAUCACAAGCACUCGGCAGGUCGUCAGGGACAUGAAGGACCAGAUGUCGGCCUCAUCCGUGCAGGCAUUAGCUGAAAGGAAAAACAGACAGGCACUGCUGGGAGACAGUGGCAGCCAGAACUGGAGCACUGGAGCGCCGGACAAAUAUGGGCGCCUGGACCGCGAGCUCCAAUUAGCCAACUCCCAUUUCAUCGAGGAGCAGCAGGCUCAGCAACAGCUGAUCGUGGAGCAGCAGGACGAGCAGUUGGAGCUGGUCUCUGGCAGCAUCGGGGUGCUGAAGAACAUGUCCCAGCGCAUCGGCGGGGAGCUGGAGGAACAGGCCGUCAUGCUGGACGACUUCUCACAUGAGCUGGAGAGCACGCAGUCUCGGCUGGACAAUGUGAUGAAGAAGCUUGCGAAAGUAUCUCACAUGACCAGUGAUCGGCGCCAGUGGUGUGCCAUAGCCGUCCUGUUUGUGAUCCUGCUGGUCGUGCUAGUCCUCUUCCUCGUGCUGUGACAGCCCAGGAGCCUGGGAGGAGGGCAUGCGGUCCGCCCUGGGCCAGCUCGCACCAUCCUCUCCUGAAAACACAGCCCGAGCUGACUUUUCUCUUUGCGACCCACCACUGAGACAGCUCCAUCCUAGUGCUGCAGGGACCGGUGGGAAGGGGGCGUAACACCUGCACACUCCAGGUGCCGCCUCUCCUGACCUGAGGACAACUCACCAUGGCCUUGCCUCUCUGGACCUCGUUCCCUGUGGAGGGCCUCUGAGGAAUCCAGAAAACUCUGCAGACUCAGUGAGUGUUCGCCACUGAUCCUUCCAUCCAUCCUUGGCGGCCUCCUCCUGCUCAGACAGCAGCCACUGUCCCCUCCAGAAGGACCCCGUCAGGAACGGGGCUCCUCUGUCCCCUCCACUGCCCGAGAACUGGUGUCAUGGGGCCAGAAGGCCCAGAAGCAGUUUGUGUCAGAAGACACAGUGGUUCUUUCUUCGGGGAUCAGGCUGCCUUCCCAGGCGUAUCUCUUUGCAGUGAGAGUAACGGAGGGGAAACAGAAGCACUGUGCUCUGGGAGUGCCGACAUAGGGCGUCUUGACUUGGAGGAAGGGCAACGUGACCCUGAGUGGGCAUGGCUGGGCAAAGGGUAAACAAGGUCCUGGGAGGUCACAGCCUGGCUGAAUUCAGGCGGCUGUCCCAACAGCCUCUCCCUCUCCUUGCAGAGGUGUAAUUUUUAUUUUUAGGGUGACCCUUAACCUAUGGCUGCUGAGCGGCCCACUUGAAUGGAUUUAGACCCUGUCACACUCUGCCUUGGCGGGAUGGGGUUGGGAAGGGGUGGCACAUGUACCACACGUAGUUAGAAACUGCGAUGACAGGGAAGGCUAGUUCUGGACCAGGCUGUCCUUGCCUUGUGAGUAAUAGCAAAAAGGGUAGGCCAACUAUUUUUUCCCCCUAAGCUGACAUCUCGAUUUUUAUCUCCAUUCAAAUCACUGAGCCAAUCCAAAUUUAAACAACAUAUGCUUCAGUUGAGCUUUAGUUGCUGAGACACUAAACUUCGAGCUUCUGGUGACUCUGUAAAUGCUUCCACGCGCACAUGUACACGGCAUAUUUUUGUAACCGCCUCCCCCACCCCCCACAAGCGGCCUAAUACUACAGCAGCGGCCGAGCGGCGCCGGAGACCGGCAGCCACGCCACAUCUUUGCCACCGCCCUUUGCAUGCGCAAAACGCAGUGGCCCCCGGAUAGUUCUAGCUCUGGCUUCUCACCUCGUCUUUUGGGGUCCAUUCAUUCCUAACUUUUCUUAAAACUUUUUCUUGUUUUGUCUGUAUUUCUUUGUUUUCAUUUUGUUUUGGUCUCUUUUCCUAUUUUUUUUUUUGUGAUUUGCAAUGAUGUACUUGCCCAGCUAACUUUUGAAUUGCACUUUUUAAUAAAUAUUUGUAACAAGUUUUAAAGAAGGGUAUUUUCUCAUGUUUAGGAUCGUGGCAAGUGAGGGAGUCUGCACACCUAUGAAAGCUGAAAGUAGAUUUAUAAAACUGAAAGGGUGGUUGGCAUCUGUGUUUACAUUCAACACUGUUUGAUAUAUACAUAUUUCUUCUUACAUUAG
Molecule: messenger RNA, 2677 nt
Organism: Phyllostomus discolor (pale spear-nosed bat)
Lineage: Eukaryota; Metazoa; Chordata; Mammalia; Chiroptera; Phyllostomidae
Gene: STX6
Product: syntaxin 6
Exons: 8
Coding region: 638-1102 (154 amino acids)
Biological process (GO): intracellular protein transport
Cellular component (GO): membrane
Molecular function (GO): SNAP receptor activity
Source: RefSeq, a predicted model, not a curated record